This is a messenger RNA of Onychostruthus taczanowskii (white-rumped snowfinch), 12107 nucleotides long. RefSeq names its product BTB domain and CNC homolog 1 (gene BACH1). Gene Ontology annotation, molecular function: protein binding; RNA polymerase II cis-regulatory region sequence-specific DNA binding; DNA-binding transcription factor activity, RNA polymerase II-specific. The transcript has 5 exons. Gene Ontology annotation, biological process: regulation of transcription by RNA polymerase II. Lineage: Eukaryota; Metazoa; Chordata; Aves; Passeriformes; Passeridae. Bases 6975 to 9275 code for a protein of 766 amino acids. The record is from RefSeq and is a predicted model, not a curated record.
UUUCUGAAGUUCAUUCUGAUUUAUGUCUAAAACAUUUGCAGGUUUCUUUCAGUUUCACAUACUGUGAAGAACAGUUGUAGAAACAAAUCAAAGUUAAACAGAUAAUGCCAGCAAUGAGAUUCUGAAUAUAAUUUCCAACAAGAUUUUUUUUUGACCUGGAAAUAUAGCUGUUUCACAGUGCUUUCAGCUUGUUUCUUGUGUCUUUCUAAGUGCAUUAAAUGGUUAAUUUAGUAUUCAUCAUAAAUAUUUUGACAUAUCUACUUGUAAAUGGAUUGUGAUAGUCAUUCAGAUGAAGUGAUUAAUGUGGUUUGUUUAAAUGUGGCAAUGAGUAGAAUAUGUAGCUCUAAAUACAAAGGUAUUUGUCCUUUAAGCAAAGGCAGGAAUUGACAGUAGAUUUUAGUUGUGCAUGCUUUACUUAUCCUAAGUGAAUAUUUUAUUAUCUAACCUAGUACUUAUUUAAGAAAAAAAAUGAAACCACUUUUUACUUGUAUUUUUGGGGUGUUGUGUUUGUGGUUAUUUUUGUUGUUGAUAGAUGCUUUGGGGGUUUUUUGAAAGUUCUGUAGAAAGUCUGUGCAUUGUUAUCUUUCCAGAGCAUUUCUCUGUGAAUACCAGCACAACUGAAGGGCUGGAAGUGAUGGGAUUUUUCAGAGGCGUCUCUGAAAUCCCUUCAGACCUAUUUCAUUUUUUAGCAGUGAAACAAACCAAAUCCCACAACAUGAUUUUUAUCCCUGAUCCAAAAAUUAAACAAUUAGCGUCAUCUAAAAUAAUGGGAAACUGCAGAGUAGUUUGAGGUUUAUUUGGCUUUGACACGGACUUUGUGUCAUCCUCUGGGGGAAGCUUUUCAAACGUCUGUUCUUUGGAAAAUGUCUAUGGUUACAUGGUAUCAAUCUCUUUUCCUUUUAAAAUCAUGGCCUCUGGAAGCUUGUGACUACUAGGAUUCCCAGGAUCCCCCUUGCUCUCCUUCCCAUGUCCCAGUUUCUCAAACAGCAUGCAAAUACUGAGAAAAAAAGUGUGUAUUCAGUCUUAAAACCUGGAAAACAGGUCUUAGCCCAGACUUAAGACUUGUCAGACUUAUGUGAUUCUUUUUAAUACUCACUUGUGACUUGACAGGAGUCCAAAUGCAGUGUUUAAAAUUAUUCUACAAAAAUACAGACUAGUAAUUUUUUUAAAUCUCAUAUAUGUAAUUAAGCUGUGAAUAAUACCUUCCAUGUGUUGGACUAAUAAAGAAGACAGUUUAGAAUUAUGACUCUACUAAUAACUGAAGAUUAAAUACACUUUCUUCCUAAAGGAGAAAGCAUUGUUCUUGGGCAGCAAAGCUUGCUUUUUCGUUUUUUAUCACUUUUUUCUUUUGCGUUCUUUUUGAAGAUGAAGCAACGAGCAUGCACACUAAAAUGCUUGUUCAUUCUUUGUCAGCAUAAUGUGAAUCAGCAGCUAUUAACCACUGUAGGCAUUCAUCUGUAAUAUAACUAUUUCCUUAAAAGGAGAGAGAGCUGGGGGCAAGGACAGAGAGAUAAAAUUGUAGAAAAAAGCCUUUGCAAUGUGUUUUGAAUGAGCUGUAUCUUAUCUAAACUGUCUUGUUUUAGCAGUAGUAAAUUAUAGUUGUCACUUUGGACUUCACAUGUGUGGAUGACAGAACUUUUUUUGUAGGCUAAAGUGGUGAUAAGGAAAUUCCUGGUCACAGAGGCACGGUGAGAUCCUGCUGGAUAGGAAUGGCUGCUCUGCAAGGCUUACUGGAGUGCUGGGUCCUGAGCUGUCCAGAAGAGGGAGAGUGUCAAGUGGUUUCUGUAUCAAAACCUUCUCCCGUUUACUCUGCUCUUCAGUCUGUUUUUUCCUGAAUUUGAAAAAACUGUAGUUUGGAGGGGAAAAAAUAAUUUGGAAGACAAACUUUGAUAUGCAGAGAUGGAUGCUGCCUCUAGAUUUGGUGUUCCCAGUGCAUCUUGGUGACCAUUAGAUACUAUAAUUUAAUUUUCCAGGUCCUUGGAUUUAGCACAUAGAGUGAAGAUUGUAAAAUGUAAAUAGCUGUUUUUCCUGAAAGUCUGAGUCUUCAAAGUAGUAAAGAUAUGACUGUCAAAGAUUUUCAUGGGUUUCUGUGCUCUGAUUUAGUAUUUUUAAUGACACUUGAAACAUUCAGAAUGUUCAAAAAGCGUUUUGGUAAAGAUAUAUGCAAAUGUGCGUGCUUUUGUCACCUUAAAUGACAAUUUGAUGCCUUUUAGCUUCCUUCAACUCUUCCAGGACACUUAUUUGUCCACAGGAUGUUGAGUGUCCUCUUACAUGUGGUGGUGGUGCUGAGCUUGGAUGAAAGUUUGUCUGCCUUGUGUGAGAUUUUUGUGUGGAUGAGGAAUACAUCACACUAUUUUGGGUUCUACUCUGGUACUCUGUUCCUACUCUUGUACUCUACAUGCAGUGGAUACGUUCCUCAACAAGCUUACCUGUUUUACUGCUAUUUUCUUCUGUAACUUAGUUCCUUAUAGCUUUAGCUUUGCCUGGUUUCAACCAUCAUGAGUCUCAUCUUCGGAAUACUUUUUUUUUUUUUUAACUAUCAAUGGGGAGACUUUAUGGUUUACCUGAGAAUCUACAUCAAGUGACUCUAAAGCGGAGACUGUGGUGGAAGGAGGUAAAGGAUUUUAUAUCUACCUUUAUUCUCCAGUCAGCUGGUAAAGAGCAGUAAUUGUUACCAGGUGUAAGCAGUCAGAUGAGCAAACCUGCAGCCUAAUUUUAAAGUACCUUACAUUCACUGUACCUCACUAUUACCUUCCUGUAAUAAUGUAGUGAAUGACUUUGAAUGCAUGAGAAAAAUGAGCCUUGGAUGAGAUGUGUAUUUUACAAGGAGUCCUAAUGAGCAUUUUGCUCGGGUCUCUAUACUGUGUACUUAAAAGAAACAUGUAUUCCUUCUUUAAAUGUGGUUGCACUACUGAUUUCCAUUAACAUAAGUAUUUAUAUGUUCUUCAGAAAAAAUAAAUAUAUAUAGUCAUUUGGAUCGAGACAUGUCUAAAUUUACUGAAGAUAUGGUAAUUUUGGAGGUAACUGUUGGGCAUAAUUUUCAUAAUUGUAUACUAGUAGGGAGAAAAAAAUUGAGUUACUUCUCUUUGAUAAAGCAGAAUAAAGUUUUAUAGCUGGUACUUAGGAGGAAAUAUUUUUGUCCUUAUGCAAAAUAUUAUUUAUCUCAAGAUCACUGGUAAAGAAUGAAAACUUUGUAGUAGCAGACUUGGUUGUGUUCUCAAAGCAGAACUUGAUUGGUUGUGCUUCAGGUGUUCCUGUAGGUUUUAUACUAGCAUGUGUGUAUGCUUACAUUCACAUUCAUUUUUUCAUUUUCAGUCUCAAGAGUAUGAGAUUAUUAGGUGUGCAGGGUUUCAGGUGAGAGGAAUUUGAAGAAUGCUCACACUACUAGUUUUCUUCCACAAACCGAGGAUUUGUAGAGUGAGCUUUCAUGGUGUUACUUCUUUAAUCCUUCCAACCUCUGUUAUGAGAACUAUUUUAAAUUUUGGAAGAUCUUUCUGGACUCUCCAUAUUUCUUAUGGCAAUGUCUGUUACAAAUAUCUAUUUGUUAUUGUUUGUAGUAUCGAUUUUCCUUUUUAAUACCUGGCUGCUGAUAUUAUUUCCGAAAGUGGUAAAAAGAGCCUGAUAAGUAAUAUUUGUAGAAAAUUCAAUUAUGUAAAAUGGACAGAAAAGCCUAGAAGGCCUAUUCUCAUGACAGUUGUAGCAAAAACUUGUAAGUUUAAUUGAAUUGCUUUCUCUGCUUCAUACCUUUUCCCUUCUUUGUCCACCCAAUCAUAAAUAAAACUAAUUUUAAGAAUUCUGAGUGGUCUAGAAGAACAGUUAUAGUAGAAGAGAAAUUUAACCAUUCACAGAAGAGAUGUACUUUUUCUCUUUGCUGCGACAGGAACCAUUCUUGUUGUGGAUGUGUGUAGAACAAAUCUAGUUAUAGAGAAGGUAUUUUGUACUCUCGAUGCUGUGGAAAAUCGGGUUGGCUGUCAUGACAGAUACUAUCAUAAAUGUGGUAUCCUGCCCUAAUUACACAACUGGAAAACAGAAUUCAGACAUUCACAAGUUUGACCUCUGUUAGUUCUUAAGUGUAACAGCUUUUAACAGUGGUUGCAUUUUCUCUUUCCCAUUUCAUGCUUUUGUUUUCACCGGCAUUUUCGGUUUUCUGAUGUUUUACCUUUGGAUUUUUUUAAUUGUAUUUGAAUACCUAAAUUUUACAAAGACUGAGACAAAUUUAAUGUUUGAGGGUAGUGUGGGAGUGGUAUUUUUGUUUUGUGGGGUUUUUUAAGGGUUCUCCUAAUGUUUGAAAUGCUUAUUAAGUGCUGCAUGCUAUAUUUUGGAUACUUCAAACUUGUCAUCCUGUUUAAAUGUAGAGGGGACAUAACUUGGCUGAUGAAGUCCUCACAAUUAGGAGGUACAACAUUCUGUCAGAGUAAAGUGUUAAAUGGAGUUAUGCUCAAACUAAGUAUUUCAUUCACUUCUCAAGAAACAGAAGGUAGUGUUUCAGUGUGGAAAGCUUAUUUUUUUUUUCCUGGCAGCUGAAAUAUUGAAAGCUUUCCCUCAGUGCUCCAAGUAGUCCACAAGCUGCUUUGAAAGGAUGGUGUGCGUCUCACAGAGAUAAAAGAGAAGGACAGUUAACUCUUCUUUGCAUUAAUUUUUCUGUAAAUAUACAAAUAGAAAUAAACUACUGUUCCUUUUAGCCUUCUGUGCUAGAGAAGUAUAGUGAACUGAACUGGAUAUUGGAAUUAAUUAUUUAAUCAGGAAAAACCCAAAAGCAGCAUAUAUGAUAUGUGUUGUCUAUCUAAGAAGACAGAAAAAAAGAACAUUUUAAGGCUUGUCUUUAACUAUAGAUUCCCUCAUGAGUUUUGCCUAAGUGCUCACCCAGAAUAUGUCCUUGUCUAUAAUACUUCCCUGUGCUCCCCACCACUGUGGAUUUACUCUUCAAUCUUUCUGGUUUGUCCUCUGUUACUUUUUGGGGUUUUGAGUUUUUUUUUUACCUUGUAACAAAUACAUGAGUUAUACUUCAUUAAACUUUGUGUGCUGUAAGAUAUGAGCAAGAUGAUCAGUUAGGCUGUACAGCAAUCCAGUUAGGAAUAUAUAAUUUAUAUUGCACUAGUUACUUUUCAUAAGCUCUUCUAAAAAUAGAGUUUCAUGAAUAGCAGUUCCAUGAGGAAUAAUUUUGUUCCCCUGUAAAUUGACUGGAAAUUAAAUAUUUCCUAAGUUAAUGAAUCUGUAGUCUUGUUAUUAGGUAUAUGAAAACAUUUAAACUGUUUCCUUCCAAAAAUAAACCCUUUAAGAUUAACAGUGCAUGGCAUAUAGCACUUUCUCUACUGCUUCUUACAGAGAAAAACUCAGCUUUGUGGAACUUCAGGGAUUUUCCCCUCAAAACUUGUGUUUUCACCAUACAUUUGUACAUUUUGUUGGUGAAAUUAAGUGUACAGUGUUCCAUAAUGGAGUGGGACAGGCAGGUAAUGCUAAUGUGCUCUGCACUCCCUGGGGUCCAGACCAGUACUGUGCUGUUGCUGCCACUGGAAAUAGGGAUCUUUUUCUCUCUUUCUGUUCAAAAGUUCACUCAAAAUGCCCGUGUGCCGUGAAAAUAGCUUGAGCAGUGAGUAACCAGGAGCACAGCUGGCAGCGUGGUUGCUUUUUCCACAGUGUUUUUAAAUAUGUCCAUGCCCUGUGCACUCCCCAUGUUGUGAAAGUUUCCCCACACCUGAAACCUGAGGAUUUACACUGGCUACAGUUUCAUUAUUGUUGGGAACUGGCAGAUGGUGACAACCUCUGUUGAGCAAUAGAGCCAUGAGGUAGUCCCGUGUCAGCUGAAGUGAGUCUCCACAGCUGUGCUCAAUUACAGGAACUCUGGGGUCAAGUGUAAUCUGAAUGCUUGGCUUGUUAAGGUAUAAUGUGUCCUAGUAAUACCAUGUUUUCUUUGUAGGAUAAUUCCAAAUCUGAUUUAAGUGGUUUCUUGAUCGAGCAAGGACACUUCUUAAUAAUCUUUUUUCUUCCUUUUAAUUGGAAGCUAGGCUCAGUUGAAAGUGAAAUACAGUGUAAAGAUCAGAUUUGGAAAUACUUUCAAACUUUGCACUCUCUAGCAGAGCUGCCUUCUCCCUAGCCCUUCUAUUUUUCUGCAAAUUUAAGAAUCUUCAGAACCAUUAUAUAUGAGUUAUAUAUUUCAAGGUUUUAAAUAUUGUAUAAUAUUAACUGUUGUUUAUUAUCCAAUGAAUAGUGUUAUUUGAGAACUUUGUCAGAAGAGAGACAGUAUUCCAUUGCCAGGUGAUCUGAAUCAUAAUGAUCCAUUUGGAAAGCAAGCUUGUAAAAAGUAUGACAAAUCAAGUAGUCAUGGAAGAAAAGGGGGGGAAAAGUUUGUGUUAAGGCAGUUAGAGAAUUCACAUUUUAAAACACCAACCUACUAGAAAAUCAGGGUAUUUUGCCAAUGCCUGAUUGGUUUAGCAGACAAAAUACUUUUGAAAGAAGACAGAACACAUAUAUUUUUGACUGCAUUAGGUGAAUCAGUAAAAUGAAAUAGCUCGCAUAGUAUUUUGGUGAAUUUUAGUUUAAUGCAUUUGUUUUAUUUCUCUUUACAUUUUCAUAGUGCUGGAGUUAGAAUAUACCAAUUACUAAGAAUGAAAGCUUAGAUAAUUUCUAGGUGUUACAGUAAAUUUAUACCUCUGAAUCACUUGGCUAAGAAAGAACUGUUCUUUAUUGCAGAGGUCCAUUUUUUGGUCUAUGAGAUUAUAAAAGCUGUGUUAAGAUGUACACAUCAAGGUUUGGGUACUUUAAAUAGUCACAAGCAUGCAUUUAUUUGAAGUACUGAUUUGAAGAAGAAUUAGACCAGGCCAGCGCACGUUUAACGUGUUUCAGAACCGCUGGGUUCCUCCUGUUGGACGUGACUCUCAGGGGUACACCUUGUCACCUCGUUUCUUUGCUCCCCCAGGUCUGAAGCACAGAAGCAUGCUUUCCACUGAGCCUCACGCUACCACCUGUGAUACAGAAUGUCUCUAAGUGAGAACAACAGUGUGGUGUUUGCCUAUGAAUCUUCAGUGCACAGUACCAACAUACUCCUCAGCCUCGAUGAUCAGCGAAAGCAAGAUAUCCUUUGUGAUGUUACAAUUUUAGUGGAAGAUCAGCGAUUUCGGGCCCACAAAGCUGUGCUUGCAGCUUGCAGCAGUUACUUUCUUUCAAGAAUUGUGGGCCAGGUGGACGCUGAUCUUAUCAUCACCUUACCGGAAGAGGUAACACUUAAAGGAUUUAGUCCUUUGCUUCAGUUUGCGUAUACAGCAAAACUUGUUUUAAAUAAAGACAAUGUGUCCGAGGUUUGCAAAUGUGCAGAAUUUCUGGGUGUACACAACAUUGAGGAGUCCUGCUUUCAAUUUCUCAAAUUCAGAUUUUUGGACUUUAAAUUGGAUCAGCAGGAAUGUCCUAGGAAGAAGUGUUGCACACAGCAUUGUCAGAAAGCAAACCCUAAAACUGGCAAUGUGGAUGAUGCAGACCUAGAAAUAAAUUAUGAAGUAGAAGCACUUCUAGAAAAGGAAUAUAGUCAAAUUCCUGACACAAAGCCCUGUAAAGAUGAAGAAAAUGCUAAAUCAUCACCUGUUCUCCAAAAUAAUGCCAAUCAAAACUGUGAUCCUAUACAUUUAGAAAGGGGUAGUGCUUCCAGCUUAUCUUCCCAAUGCCCAAAGUACAGAAAAUUCCAGAAAGCCUUUGGAAAUGACAAAGUUAAUACUUCAGAGUCCAGUUCCAGUAUUAAAGAUGUUCAGGUACCACCAUUUGCAACUUCUCUUGAGAAGGAAAUACCUGAUAAUGAUGGUAUACAAAAAGCUCAGGAGUGUGUGCCUAUGCAGCUGAUCUCAAACUGUGAAGAGACUCAGGUAGAAAUGGAGGAAGGGGAAGAAGGCAUUCAGAAAAAAGAAGAGUCAAGGAGAGAUUCUGCAACUCGGAAUGUGUCAUGUCCUGUGGAGAAAAUGGAUCUUGCUGCUUUCCCCCAAAACUCUGCUGCACCUCAUGGACUCAAUUCUGUGUCUAUUUUACAUAGUUGUGAGCAAUAUGGUAACUUGAAUUUCAGUAGUAUGCAAAACAACACGGUCUUAGCUGAAAAAACUGUGUUAAGUACUGGAGCUGGAAAUGACAAAACUGAAAGUCAAGGUAACCCAUCUUCAAAGGUGGAUUUGUGCAUUAGGGAAGCCACUAGCAUCACCUCAGCUGGAGAUCGAAGCAGUGUGGAAAGAGAGAUAGCAGAACAGCUGGCACAGGGGUUCUGGAGUGAUGUUCACAGCACAGAUGCCUGUCAAAUACAUUUACCACCUGCAGUUUCUAAAGAGUAUUUGGAGCCCACGUACUCGGGGAAAAAACCAGAGUGUCCGUGGCUGGGGAUCAGGAUCAGUGAAAGCCCUGAACCUUGCUCUCAGCGAACUUUUACAACACUGAAUUCAGUCAAUUGCCCCUUUAUAAGCAAUCUUAGCACUGAAGGAUGUUCCAACACCUCUGAAAUAAACAGUGGAGAUUAUGUUCAGGGACAGCAACAAGAACAGUGUCCCUAUAACUAUGUGAUAAGUCUGGGAGAGGAUUCGGAGACUGACACUGAGGGAGACAGUGAAUCCUGUUCAGCAAGAGAGCAAGAAUGUGAGGUAAAACUGCCGUUUAAUGCACAAAGGAUUAUCUCACUUUCCAGAAAUGACUUCCAGGCAUUUCUGAAAAUGCAUAAAUUAACUCCUGAACAAUUGGACUGUAUUCAUGAUAUCCGAAGAAGAAGUAAAAACAGAAUUGCAGCGCAGCGAUGUCGCAAGAGAAAACUUGACUGUAUACAAAAUCUUGAAUCUGAAAUUGAAAAACUGCAAAAUGAGAAGGAGAAUUUGCUGAAGGAAAGAAACCACAUUUUAUCAACUCUGGGUGAGACAAAGCAAAAUCUGACUGGACUUUGCCAACAGGUGUGUAAGGAAGCGGCCUUGAGUCAAGAGCAAAUACAAAUACUUGCAAAAUAUUCUUCUUCAGAUUGUCCACUCUCAUUUUUGUUCCCAAAAAGAGAACAAGCAGCUCCAUCUGAUAGUGAGCUUGUGCUGCCAGCAUCUGUAGAAUCAGCAAAUGGUGUUUCAGGUGUCCCACCUACAGCUGAGCAGAGUUCCUGUUAUCAGUGUGUCAAAAGCGUGUGUGAGGCCGCGUACGAUCAAGUACAAGAACUGCAUCCAGUUCCUGCCAGAGCAUCGGAGCAAACGUCGCUCGUGGAGCCGUGUGGACAGAACAGCGGCAUCACAGACUUCUGCCAGCAAAUGAGUGACAAAUGCACUACAGAUGAAUGAAUCUCUCCUUCCCAUUGCCAGCCUCUCAGCAUUGCAACAACAAGUGGGAUUGAGCAUUAUUGGAAAGUAACUUACUAAGUGAAAGAAACGACAAAAGUUUAAUCUUUUGAAGCUAUAUUGACAAUUACAUGAUCACCAUUAUUACUUGGCAAGCUUUGUGUUUGUUCUGUGUAGUUCCAGAACAUAAUUUGUAUGUGUCAGCCUUGGAGCUUUUUCUGUGUGGUGAUGCCAAGGAGGGUUCAGGAAAGCUGUUGGAAAGUACAAAUUCCAUGCACAGGUGCUUAUUUGUGAGGAAAUUUUGUUCACGUGUAGAGCAGCCUACUCUGAUUUAUGCCACAGUACUUAAUGUUACUCUGCAUUUUAAGGAAAGCCUCAUGACAGCUGUUUAUGCGCAAUGACUUCUAUACCUGGAAUUCUUCUAAGACUUCUUUUUUCCUGGUAGACAAACCUUAAAAGCAUAUAUAGCUCUGUAAAUGUUCAUUUUGUAGAUGGGCUGUUACAUGACAGGAUGAGGAGAUUGUGAAAAGUGCACUCUGGUAUAGCUCCUUGCUUCCUGCUGCUCCCCUCCCCAUCCCAGAGAAGACUUUACUGAAUUAAAGUAGUAGGCUACUAGUAGUAGUAGAAUUGAUUGGUAGUAGGCUUUUAUUGAGUAAGUGGUUUUGUCCUGUCGCUGGAGUACAGAAUUAAAAGAACUGGAGCAGCAGAGGUGCUGCCACAUACUGCUCUCUUCUCUAAAUGUAGUGGGAGGAAUAACAACGCACUGUGGAAGGCAGACAUCUGAAACUGGUGCAGUUCUUGGAUGAGUGUGCAUUGGAUCCUCUGGCAUCUGAAUCCCAUAGGCUUAUUAAACUCACAGUUGUAUUGUGACUUCCUGUCCUAGCACCUUCAAGCUUGCUGCUUGUUUGUGGCAAGUUGGAAUCAAAGUAUUGUGAAAGUCUAAGGACAGACUUUUUUUUUUUUAAGGUAUUCAGGCACCACAUUUUUUUCUUUCAGUGCCUAACUGCCUCAAGUAAGUUACAAAUAUUUGUUCUCUGAUCACUGGGACCAGUAAAGUUCAAUUUCAGAAUCAAUCUUCAGGAUACUUGAUGGCUAAACCUGUAGUAUAUUUUCAAUGGCUUGUGCUGUUAGCAUAGAUAUAUUAAAAGUUUAUUGAAGAAAUUAGCUGGAGUUACUUCCUUAUUACUUGGUGAAGGAGAAAUUCAGCUACUGAAAAUAAUCCCCAUUUUCUAGAUUUUUACAUAGCAGUGGAUGCAUAUUGUAUACCAAUGAUGUUUUGUUAUUGAGAUGCUAUUCUCACACCAGAACUAAGUAUUGAACCUCACCACAGAAAACUUUGGGUUUGCUGGUUUACAAAACAUGAAGAAUCUUGUACAAGCCAGUGGAAUUCUUCAUUUCCUACCUCAGAAUGUGUAUUAGCUUUUUGUGUCUUUGUGUGCAUGUACAGUAGGCAGCAACUAAGCAACAGCCCUUGUAAAUACUGCUUUUCAGUUUUACCUUGCAGCAAGGCAAAACUUGUUCUUGGCAAGGCUCUUUUUUUUCCUCUCCCCAGCAUCCAUAGGUAACAUAGCAUUAAUAAAUACAGUAAGCCACUUAUUUAAAACAAAAAUUUAAAAAUUAACAGAUUUCAACAGGACUUCUCAUAACCAGCACGCAACACAAAUGACUACACUACCUCACCUAUGGGACUGAAAGUUGAUUCAAAUCUCUAGUGAAUCCUGGGAUUUUCAUCAUGUAUCAUUACUUUUUUAAGGGAAAAAAUAUGCUGAUGGCGCAUAGCUUGUAUAAAUCACAGUGCUUGCAGUAAUUGAAAUUCAGAAAUAAAUACUACAUGGCAGACAUGAUGAUAAUUGGAUUGAAAUUCUUUUAAAUUACAUAAUUGAGAUAUGAUGAUCCUGUAUAUGUAUUACUUCAUGAAGCUCUCUGGGCUUUUUCUUCAGUUUCUGUAGAUUCCUGGUUAAUUUAAUCCUGUCUCCCUCCCACACUGCCACCCUGGGAAGCAUUUUGCUCUUAUGUCUCCAUUUUGUUUAAAAAAGCAAACCAAAAGGAAAUAAUAAAAAACAAAAUUCAAAGCCCAAACCUCUACUGUUCAUAACUACUAUCACUUUUAAAGCUGGUGAUAUUCUGAAAUGACGUGGACAAUGGCAUUAAAACAUUGUCCUAGUAGUGCACAUAGUUGGAAAUAGAAUUCCUUGGGUGAAGUCCUUAUUAUAACAAGGUGGAGCGUCUUUGUAGGGAAUGGCUGUCUGGGAGCUUAUCCAGUGGCCCAAAGGCCUGACACACUUCGCUGCAGAUGUUGGAACACGAGGUCAGUGAAGACCAAGUGUGAGGCUGCAAUAUCCCUGAAGAGUUGUGCUCCACUGCUGGAGUCUGGGGAUCAGCCACAGCCUGAAUUGCAUGUAGCUGAUGGUGGAGGGAUUCCAGGGCAGGAAUCAUGGCAGUCAUUGACCUAUGAUAAAAGUAACAUCAUGUUUUUAAACCUGAUAUGAACUUGAUGAAGUUUGAGGGUAGGUUUGUGCCUGACCAGCUGCAUCUAAUUAAUUUUUAAAAUAUUUAUUUAAUACCAUAGACCUACAAGUUGCAUGUUGACUUCUAUAAGCCUAUAUCAUCAACUUGCAAAUGUUAUGAAUGAAUGACAAUUUUAUGAUACAGAAUUCUCAGGAAAAUGUUUUUGGAGUUUGGUUUUAUUUUUUUUCUCUUCCAGUAAAGAAAUAUUCAUUUUUGAAAUUGUAAAAUACUUUGUUAAAGCAUGUUUUAAAAUACUUUGAACAGACUAUCUUAAAGCCAUAUGGUAUGAUGGCAUACAGAUUGUAAAAUAAACAGAUAAUUACAACA